AUGGCGGACGAAACCGUUUUCUCGCCGGCCAAUGGGGCGAUCGUAUAUGGUGAGCCAGCAGAUGCAGCAUCUGUUGCGACAGGACCCACUGGCAACAAUCGAUUCGAACUUAUUUCGGGCCCGCUGAUCAACUUGAAGGGUAUGGACUAUGGGCAGUCGCCAGUAUGGAACGGUAGUGUGCUGGUUGUGACCAGGCCUGGCCAGGCACAGCCCCAGCUGCAAUUGCGCCAGUUGGGACCUGUUGCGUCACAGGGAGAAUUUCAGUCACACGCUCAAAUCAACCAGACUGUUGACGGUCUAAAGCUAUACGAAGACCCAUUAAAGGCAUUCUGGAGAUUUUCUUUGACCGUUCCAGUCGAAUCUUACGAGGCCAGCUGGGAAUAUGAUAUUCCGGGUCUGUACAAUGAGUCUGGGCAGGUGAAUGCUCCAUGGACAUUCGUUGUUCCUGCGGAAGAGCAGUCCAUGCGCAUUAUGUUCCAUUCCUGUAAUGGAUUCUCCGUAGGCACCGACUUGAAUGCUUGGCUUGGGCCGAAUUUGUGGAAUGAUGUCUUGCGCGUUCAUAGCGAGAAGCCCUUCCACGUCAUGGUUGGCGGUGGUGAUCAGAUCUAUAACGACGGUAUCCGUGUAGAUGGACCCCUUAAGGCCUGGACCUCGAUUGGAAACCCGCACAAGCGCCGUAACUACGACUUCGAUAAUCAGAUGCGCGCGGAUUGCGACGACUACUACUAUGCCAACUAUGUUCGGUGGUAUAACACCGAGCCAUUCCGUGCCGCCAAUGGCCGUAUUCCCCAGGUCAAUAUCUGGGAUGAUCACGACAUCAUCGACGGAUUUGGCUCUUACACUGAUCAUUUCAUGAAGUGUGCUGUUUUCCGUGGCAUUGGCGGUGUUGCCUUUAAGUACUACUGCUUAUUCCAGCACCACAUCGCCCCACCGAAGUCGACUUUUACCACCGAUGCUCCACAAACUAUGCAUGCGAUCAAUGGGACUGCCGGUGCCGAUCCACGCCAGCUAGAGAACACUUUUGUCCUCGACAACCAAGUGGAGGAUGCAAGCUGGAUCAUUGGCAAGCGGCCCGGCCCUUAUGUGGAAGAGCGCAGUCGCAGUCUGUACAUGCGAUUCGGAAAGCGUAUUGCCUUUGUCGGUUUGGACGCUCGUACGGAGCGUACCCGGCACCAGGUCAACUACCCCGACACCUACGAUCUGAUUUUCUCGCGACUGGAGAGCGAGAUUGAGGCAGCCAAUGGCGAGAUUAAGCAUCUAGUCGUUCUACUGGGUGUUCCAAUUGCCUACCCGCGUCUCGCAUGGCUCGAGAACAUUCUUCAAUCUCCAAUCAUUGCUCCAAUCCGUCUCUUGAACAAGCGUUUCGGUAUUGCCGGAGGGCUGUUCAAUGAAUUUGAUGGCCAGGUCGAUUUGCUUGACGAUCUGGACGACCACUACACCGCCCGCCAACACAAGCACGAACGUAGGGAACUCAUCCAGCGUCUUCAGGAAUUGGGUCGUGCCAACUCAGUUCGAGUGACCAUUCUGGGUGGCGAUGUCCAUCUGGCAGCCGUGGGUCGCUUCUACUCGAGCCCCAAGCUGAACCUGUCUGGUGAGAACGACCAUCGCUUCAUUGUGAACGUGGUCAGCAGUGCCAUCACCAACAAGCCUCCGCCCAAGGCCGUGGCCAACCUUUUGGCCCGCCGAAAUAAGAUUCAUCACCUGGAUCAUAGCACCGACGAGACACUAAUGCCCUUCUUUGAUAAGCAACCCGGUGGAAUAGAAAAGAGCGCUGCAUUUAACAAGGUGACCAUGCCAUCCCGCAAUUUUGCCAUCCUGACCGAGGCCAUUGCGCCGGUCGCUACUAGUGCCGAGGGCCUCGAGACUGCUAAGCUCGACAAGCUCCCCAAGGAUGGCCAUGCACCCCUGCACAAGGGCGAGGUUGCAGCCGGAACGACCCAUAGUGCGGCAGAUGGUAUCAACACUAGUACCAUGUACGGUGGCCUAGACGUGGCCAUCCGCGUUGAAAUUGAUCCUCAGAACCGACAGGGAGCCACAGAAGGCUAUGGAUUUAGCAUUCCCCCUCUCAUCGCCACUGAGGGUCCUCUCCCCUCCAGUCACAGUAUGCGCUCGCGCUUUUCUCGCCAUGAAGAACGGCCGGGACGCCCGUCUACUGCUCUCUAA
Molecule: messenger RNA, 2163 nt
Organism: Penicillium taxi
Lineage: Eukaryota; Fungi; Ascomycota; Eurotiomycetes; Eurotiales; Aspergillaceae
Exons: 3
Coding region: 1-2163 (720 amino acids)
Cellular component (GO): membrane
Source: RefSeq, a predicted model, not a curated record